This is a messenger RNA of Topomyia yanbarensis, 1816 nucleotides long. RefSeq lists its product as uncharacterized. The record is from RefSeq and is a predicted model, not a curated record. The transcript has 5 exons. The coding region runs from base 466 to 1164 and encodes 232 amino acids. Gene Ontology annotation, cellular component: cytosol. NCBI's taxonomy places the organism in Eukaryota, Metazoa, Arthropoda, Insecta, Diptera, Culicidae. Gene Ontology annotation, molecular function: GMP kinase activity. Gene Ontology annotation, biological process: purine nucleotide metabolic process.
AUUGAUGUUACUCAACAUUCUGAAACGGGUCGAUCACAGUGCCAGGAACAGCAAUCUGCCGAUUUGUCGUAGCCUUUGCAAACUUCUCAUCGCCAAGCAGCAGCAACCACAAAGCCAAACAUUUGACCAACCACUAGCUAAAGGUAAUAGGGCACAGCACUAACUGGAUAAAGUCCAGUUGGCUGUGUGAGAGCGGGGAAAACGUGCCAAAUUCAUUAAUUCUGCUGGGCAUACAACAUUCAGUACUAACCGCACCUACCUCAGCGACAGGAGGAAGUUUCACAUUCCCGAACUAAUCGGCAAGGACCUCGCCAAACUAAUCUAGCACUUGCAAUCUCACACUGAAUACAUCUUUUACCACCCACUCAUCCGCACAUCUGCCUAUAACCUGUGUACGUGUGGUUGUGUUUGCGUGCAUUCUUAUGCUCGUCCUAGUUCAUGACUAAAAAAACAUAAAUCUUCACGAUGCUAACAAUCGCCGUUGUAAUUGCCAGGGCAUUUUCGCAACUCACCAGUAUGGUACGACAAGGUCCCCGCCCUCUGGUCAUUUGUGGCCCAUCUGGGUCCGGUAAAAGUACCCUGCUGAAGAAGCUGUUCAAGGAAUUUCCAGAAACGUUCGGUUUCAGUGUAUCACACACGACAAGAAAACCACGUCCGGGAGAGGAAAAUGGUGUCCACUAUCACUUCGUUUCGGUGGAAGAUAUGCAGGCUGCCAUCGAGAAUGGAGAAUUUAUCGAGACUGCCGUCUUCAGCGGGAAUAUGUACGGCACUAGCAAAAAGGCAGUGGAAACUGUCCAGCAUCACGGCAAAGUGUGCGUUCUUGAUAUUGAAAUUGAAGGCGUCAAGCAGGUUCGGAAUUCUGAGCGCUUGAACCCGCUGCUGGUCUUUAUCAAUCCUCCUUCCAUUGCCGAGCUGGAGCGUAGACUGCGUGGACGAAAGACUGAGACCGAGGAGAGCUUGCAGAAACGAUUGAAUACGGCGCGGGUUGAGAUCGAGUAUGGAAACACUGCAGGCAAUUUUCACAUCGUGGUCCACAACACCAAUCUGAAACAGGCAUACUCCGACCUGCGGGACUUCAUUGUACGCGAGCUGGAAACUCAACAGAACCAAGAUAAUCUUCUCAUACCUUCGUUAGCUACCGGAUGUAAGGGUUAUGAGUCUUAAGUAUUUCGAUACAUAAUCCAUGUAUGUCAUUACUGCUUUUUGUGUAAUGUCAACACGUACACGUACAUUUAAACUGAACACUUUUUUCACAACAUGAUGAACUAAUUGUAAGCAGCCACAAAAGUAAUCUAAUCCCACUGAAACUAUAGCUGUUAGACAAAUACAAAUUUACUCCUGAAAUUAGAAAUCAGUAGGGCCGCUGGUAAUAAGCGGGAGAUUGAGGAAUGGAUUUUGAAGCUAAAAAUAAAUUAAAUGCUGAUGGGAAACUAAUUGCUUUUUCGUUGUUAGCAAUAAUGUUUAGGCUUUAUAGAUUCACUUUUCGUCCUGCUCUCUUAUAAAAUGAAAGCUUUUCUUGUCCGCCGUGUAACCAAUCGAGAGGAAGUAAGGUGCUAGUAUUACAAAGUCAGAGGCCAGGUCACAGACAGGAAAAAAGUACACAGAAGACCUGUCCGACAAUUUAUUAUUUUAUAAUCAUAUUUUUGCUACACUCAGUUUUGGAUCACUGUCGAAGAAAUCAAUACAGAAUAAGUAGUAAGUCUGGACGUAGUUAAGGUGUUGUUGGAUCAUAAGAUCAGUUAGUUCUCUUCAAACCAUGGUCCUUUAGCAGGCAUCAAUAAAUGACGUUGUGCUUUCAGUAACUGGAGAAUGAUGA